CCUGCGUAGUCAGCUUUUACUAGUUGGCUGGGAGUUGACAUGUACUGGAGUUGUCUGGAUGAGACAUAAUUCACUGCCAACUGAACAAACAGAGCGCACAGAGAAGACAACACAUUAACAGAGCUUCCAAGACCUCAAACAGUUGAGUGGAUGUGUUUUGUGCAUGUUUGCAUAUCAGUCCAAAUAUAAAAGUCCAGGUAGAAUGUAGUUGGACAGGACUGGCAAGGUGUGGUGUAUCAGGCACACUAAGAGAAAAUGGAUGCAGGAAUGAUGGUUCCAGUGAAAUGAAAGCUUCGUGUAAGCGCACAGCUAUAAUCAGCUAUGAGUGAACACUUGAGAGGGAGCUACUAUGGGUCCUUGCCCCCAGAGCUGAGACUUAUUCUUUUGGGAAACAUUGGAUGUGGAAAGACGUCAUCAGCGGACACUAUCCUGGGCCAACUGUCCCCCAUCUCUCCCAGUGCCGCCAGGAGCUGCCAGCAGCGACAUGGCAUCUCUGAGGGCAGGAGUGUGACCCUGGUGGAGGCGCCGAGAUGGUACUGGAACGGCGGCAAGAUGGAGGACAGCGUCAGGAAGGAGACGGUGCGAGCAAUGACGCUGGUAGCACCAGGCCCACAUGCCAUUCUGCUGCUGGUGCCUGUUAGCCAGUUCACAGAGAUGGAGGGUCAUGUGCCUGCAGAACUGAAGGAGGCGUUUGGGGAGGAGGCUCUGGAUCACACCGUGGUCCUGUUGACCUGUGGGGACUACUUGAUGGGAAGAACUGUGGAGGAUUACCUGCAGAAAGAACACCCAGGCCUGAGGAAGAUAAUUGAGCUCUGUGGGGGGAGGUACCAUGUCAUCAAUAAUCGUCAGCGACAGCACAGGGAGCAGGUCCGUGAGCUGCUGGAGAAGGUGGAAAAUAUGGUGCAGAAAAAUGGGGUAUACUAUAUGAAACCAACCCAGGAGAGAGAGCUGGAGAUACGAGUGAAAGACAGAGAGCGAGAACUUGUGGAAAGUUACAGAGCUCAAAGGGAGGAGAAAAGAGAGACUGUCCUUUCAACGCACAUCCUAAACACAGAAACACAGAGGAGUGUUGAUAAAGGAGAGGAGUACAGCACUGCCUUGGAGAGAAGAAGGAGAAGAGAAGAGAGGGAUGAGAUAGAGGGAACAGUGGGUGAGAGCCAGGCAUAUAACGGUCUUCAUUCAACUCCAGCAUCAGAGCGACAGUCAUUUUCAGAGCCGGAUAAUGACAGGGAAGUGAAGAGGACGCCCAGUUUCAGACUAAAUGCAGAUGGAGCUAUACUCUCACAAAUGUCUGAGGUUAAAACAUCUCCGAAAGUGAUCACUACCUUUCACCACAGGAUCAACAGCUUUGAAGGUAGAUCCCCUGAGGCGUCUCCGACCUCUGCUCCUCAUUCGCCCGUCUUCUCCUCUUCCCCCUCCUCGCCAACCUUUGCCUCCUCUGCCUCCUCAUUCCCCCCCUCCUCCUCCUCAUCCUUUCCGGAGCUGCGUCUGGUGCUGCUCGGGCGAUCUGGAGCGGGGAAGAGUGCAGCUGGCAACAACAUACUGGGGCAGAAGGAGUUUGAGUCACGCCCGGAAAGCCUCACAGCGAUCACUCAGCAGUGUGAGAAAAAGAAAGCGCUGGUUGGAGGAAGACGGGUGGCGGUGGUGGAUACUCCAGACUGGUUCAAUUCAGAGCAAACUCCAGAUGAGGUGCGAGCUCAGAUCUCCUCCUGUGUUGCUUUGUCGAGUCCCGGUCCUCACGCCUUCCUCCUGUGCGUCCCUUUAGACCAGCCUGCAAAGACUGAGCUGCAGGCUCUCGGGGCCCUCGAGUCUGUUUUUGGCCCAGAGGCAGUCCAGAGACACACUCUGGUCCUCUUUACUUACGCAGAUCGACUGAGGGAGAGCGGGAAGGCAGGAAACAACAGCGUGGAGGCAUACAUUGCUGGUCGGCGGGGGGAUCUGUUAAAGCUCGUGGAGAAAUGUGGGGACAGGUUUCAUGUGAUGGAGACAGGAGGAGGUGGGAGAGAGAGGGGGAAUGUGGUGGAGCUGCUGGAGAAGGUGGAGCAGACAGUGAAGGAAGCUGGAGGACAGUGUUAUUCUUGUCCUGCUUUUCAGGAGGCAGAGAACAGAGUGAGGCAGAGACAGGUAGAGAUAGCAAGGGAGAGACAGGGGAAAAAACUAGAGGAAGAAGGACUAGGAGACAUUAGACAGCUCAACUCUGAAAGGCGGGUACUUUAUCCCUACAUGCAGCCUGUGGCUGAGGCAGAGGAGGAAGUGAGAGAGGAUGAGAUUGAGAAAACAAGAGCUGAGGCAGAGAUGAGUGUGAGCACCAUGAAUAUCGAGAGCCUUCCUCCUGUUACACUUUCCACCAUAUCCCCUUCACUUCUCUGUUCCAUUAUGGAUAAAAUGGAGUCUAGUGCGAAGACAUUACCCAAGCUGUUGGCAGAUAGCUCUGUGUGGGUCGGUGAGGGAGCAAAGAAGGUGAAAAGUAGUCCAGUGUGGGGGACAAUCGGCAGUGGAGCACAAAAUGUCCAGAAGAUGGUGAUUGAUAGUUCGUUGUGGGAGAAGGUGGGAGCUAGUGCUGGACAUAUGUCCAAACUAAUAGGAGACCGAGUUCCCAAGGUAGUGGUGGAUGGUUCUGCUUGGGUGGGAUCUGGAGCAAAGGCAGCAGCAGCAAGUCCCAUGUGGGAAAAAGUUGGUUCAGGGGCCAAACUAAUGGCAGACAGUUCCAUGCAUGUCGGAGCUGGAAUUGGAGCCAGAGCAAAGAAUUUGGCGCAGAGUCCUAUGUGGGGCCAAGUUGGAUCUGGGGCCAAAACUGGAGCUAAACUGGUGGCUGACAGAUCUGUGCAAGUUGGAGCUGGAAUUGGUGCUGGUGCAAAGAAGGUGGUACAGAGUCCAAUGUGGGGGAAGGUGGGCUCUGGGGCCAAAGCAGGGGCCAAAAUGGUGGCUGAGAGCUCAGUAUGGGAGAAAAUUGGGACUACUGCUAAACAGGUGCCCAAGGUAGUCAUAGGGGGCGCAUUGCUGGGUCUGGUGCUUGGCGUGUUUUUGGCUGGUGUGAUUGGCGGAGCUGUCGGGGCAGCUGCUGGAUCUGCAGUAACUGAGGUGGGCAGACGAAAAUUCAGCAACAAAAACACGUUAGAAAAAACAGAUGAAGCUGCAAAUGUGGAGAGAACAGUGAACGACAGCAUGGGCUCUCUGGUAAAACAAGGAGAGAAAGUAUUGAAAACUGAAUAAAUGGCUGAAUGUAUAUAAAAUGUAUAAUGUAAAAUCAUUUAUUUGUUGUGAAUUAAUACUGUCAGAAUGUAUAACUCAAAAACUUUUCAUUUUUAUUUUGACGGAUUGGUGAUCUUUAAAGCAGACAGUUUUUUAUUAGACAGUCUUUGUUUCUUUCUUUCAAAUGUCAAAUUGUUUUAUUAACGAAUGCAAUUGACAUGAUUCCCAACUUCACUAUUAUUCCAUUAUUUGCAAGUUUCAUUCCAGCACUUAAUGAAUGAGGAUGGGUAAGAUUUUUUUAAAAGAGGGACUAUCACUCACACUAAAUAAUGUUGAUAUAUUCUAGCAUGUGAAAAUAAAUUUCCGGAUUUUGAACACAGCUAAACGUGGCUCAGUUGAUUUGUUUGGACAAAUGACAAGCAUUUGGGUGUUUGUCUUCUAAACUCUUUUCAAAUGUGUCAAAUUCUGUAAGUAAAUAAUAACGCAAUUAUUUUUGCCAAAUCUUCAACCUAUGACUGAUUAUUUCCUGUCCAUCUCUCAGUGUAAGCAGUGAAUUCAUGGUGAAUUUAAACAUAAUUUUUGUAAGUCAUUUAGCAAGUUAUACAUAUGCAGUACAUCGGUCAUUUAGCACUAUCUCCUAAUAAUGUAAUCUUCCUCAGUGUUUAAUUAAACAUUCACUAUAAAAUUA
This is a messenger RNA of Siniperca chuatsi (mandarin fish), 3880 nucleotides long. RefSeq lists its product as uncharacterized. The record is from RefSeq and is a predicted model, not a curated record. Gene Ontology annotation, molecular function: GTP binding. The coding region runs from base 322 to 3213 and encodes 963 amino acids. The transcript has 9 exons. NCBI's taxonomy places the organism in Eukaryota, Metazoa, Chordata, Actinopteri, Centrarchiformes, Sinipercidae.